AGUAAAUCACAAUUCAAAUAUGCAACAAAAAGUGAUGUUUUGGUUAACAAUAUGUCUGAAACUUUUAAUAGUGUUAUUAUUGGACCAAGACAAAAGCCAAUUGUAACAAUGAUGGAGGAGAUCAGAGGGUACCUCAUGGAUAGAUGGGCAACUAAUAGAGCCAAAAUUGAAGAGUAUGAUGAGUCUGUACUACCAAGAAUUAAGAAAGUUCUAGAAAGAAGGCAGGAAUUCUCAAGGUUUUUUAUAGCAAGGUUAUCAGGCAACAUGAUUUAUGAAGUGAGGCAUACUAGUGUGACUGGGGAAAAAUUCACAGUUGACCUCAAUAAGUUUGAGUGCUCUUGUAGGAGUUGGAUGCUGACUGGGAUUCCAUGCCACCAUGCAUUGUCUUGUAUCCUCAAUAGAUCUGAAGAUCCUACUGAGUACAUUCCUUCCUGGUUUAGGAAGGAGACAUACCAAGCUUGCUAUGCACCUCUGAUAUAUCCAACAAAUGGGGAGAACUUGUGGGAAUUGACACCAUAUCCUGACAUUCUUCCUCCCCCAUCUAGAAGGGCACCUGGGAGGCCAAAAAAGAGAAGAAAUAGAGAUGCUGAUGAAAAGAGGAAGGAUAGUACUACUGUUUCCAGAAAGGGCUUGCCAAAUAAAUGCUCAGCAUGUGGUCUAUCUGGACAUAACAAAUCAUCAUGUCCAUCUGCACCAAGACAGUCCAGCAAUGCAACCACUGCACAAUCUCAAAGUACCACCACUGUCCCCACCCAAACUCCCACAACUGCCCAAUCUCAAACACCCACAACUGCCCAAUCUCAAAGUACCACCACUGUCCCCACCCAAACUCCCACAACUGCCCAGUCUCAACCUACAAAUAGAGUUCAAAAAAAGCAGUCUCAAAAUGUUACCAUCCAAAGCCAACCAACAAGUAGAGUUCAAACAAGGCAAUCAGCAGUGACCCAAAAACAAGGAGUUCAAACACGCCACUCAAUCACAGUUGCUCAACUACUUGCCAUGAGGAGGGCUAGACAAGGACAAGGACCAACAGCAGCAUUUCAGCCACCAACAAGUCAGAGACCCAAGAUGCCUUAUAAAAGAAAAUCCAAAUAGGAUGUAACCUUGUUUGGUGCUUUUAGGGAUCUAAUGUUUUGAUUAUUUUGGGAUCUAAUGUUUUGACUGGUUUUUCUGUUAUGAAGUGUUUAAUACCAGCUAUCUAGUUAAGUACUAUCCUAUCUACUAUGUAACCUUGAUGUAAACUGGUUGAAUUUCUUUUUGGGAUCUAGUUAAGUACUCAGCUAUCUACUAUGUAAUUCUGUUAUGAAGUGUUUAAUACCAACUGACAAUGUUUUGGUUGAUUGAAUAUGCAAUGUUUUGGUUAUUUAUUGAUUUA
Molecule: messenger RNA, 1375 nt
Organism: Vicia villosa (hairy vetch)
Lineage: Eukaryota; Viridiplantae; Streptophyta; Magnoliopsida; Fabales; Fabaceae
Exons: 2
Coding region: 52-1095 (347 amino acids)
Molecular function (GO): zinc ion binding
Source: RefSeq, a predicted model, not a curated record